UUUUCGUCCUUUAUCUCUCUUCUAGGGUUCAGGGUUUAAGGAUCUCCCAAAAUUUUGAUUUUUUCUCCCACGGUUUCUGGUUACGAAGUUGUUUUUGGGUGUAAUUUAGACUCUCUUCUUGUUAGGGAUUUGCCGAUUUCGAAAAUUUUCCCGGGAAAAUUUGUUCUACAUCGUUGCUGUCUUUUUCGAUAGGAUCUUCGUUGAACUGAUUGGGAUCACUAAUUUCAAAAUUCUUGUUUCACUCUCUCUUCCGGGGAAAAAAGUUCUCUUUGAUCCUCUAUCACAGAAAUUUGGGAAGGAGUUUGAAAUUCGCAUGAAAAAAUUGUUGGUUUUUUGAAAGUUCGAAAGUUCAAUCAUCUUGUUGGUUUAGAGAUAUCUAACCUUAAUCGAUUGUCUGAAUUUGUUUUCAACAAUUCAAUAACGACGCUCUAACUACACAAGCACGAUUUAAUCAGUUGCUUGGAAGUGAAAGACCAAGUCGGAUAUUUGGACUUAUGGAUCUUCCCAUAGAGAUUAAAGCAGAGCCAAGAACAGGUAUGGAUAUCUGGCAGAGUAAAGAGCGUGAAUUUUCUCCGAAAGAGGACGUGCACGUUGACAUACUGGAGUGUGCAAAUCCUGAUGAUUAUUGUCGGGAGGAAGAAGCUGUGCCCCAGGACAUAACCAGCUCUUCGAGUUCUUUCAAUGACUCGAUCUGUGUUCCUGGUGAUUCCGGGCUUGGCGAUGAAGAGGCUCAAUCCAUAUUAUGCGAGGAAUACCCUUUGCCUCCUUCAAUCUGUGAUGGGACUGAAUUCUUUUGUAUGAGGAAGAAAAAGCUGAGGGAUGAUUGGAGGCAUUUCAUUAGGCCUAUAAGCUGGAGAUGUAGAUGGUUAGAGCUGAAAGUUAAGGAAUUUCAGUCUCAAGCGAGAAAAUACAAGAAAGAAAUUGCAGACUAUUAUCUUACGAAGCAGUUUGAGUUGGAGAAGUUGAAUUUGGAAGGCAACGCUGUAAAGUCAAUACCUUUUCCUGUCCAAGCUCAAAGGGUGAGAGUUUUGAACAGAAGAAAAAGGAAGCGAGUGGAAGAAACAACUGAUGUUGCAUCAUAUAUGUCCAGCCAUAAUCUCUUCUCCUAUGCCGAAAAUCGGAUGCCAGCAACCGCUGGCCCUCAUCAUCGUCAGAUAGAUAUUUGUGCAGAACGCAAAUGUUCAAGGAAGGAGAAUGAGGUUGAAGAUGACAGUCUAGUUUAUGAGGUCAAGUUUUCUGAUGAAUAUGUGGCGGGUGCCCUACAAAAGAUUGAUGAGGCGUGGGAAAAGGCAAAAAAGCUGAAGAAGCGUGUAGAUGAAUUGAUGUGUGAACCAUCAAUAGAAAUAGUAAACGACUCUGUCCAUAUAGAACAUCUAUCUAUACCCGAGAUCUCAGCUCCCGUCCAGAACAUUGAGCAGCAACGCCUGAUCAACAUCUCUCCAAGCUUUUUUGGAGAUGAAAAAUCUAUCUUCCCCGUCUUUGAAGAUGUCGAGGAAGAAGCGGAGGGUGAAAUAGCAACGGGGGAAGAGCUUGAUUACUUCAGGAAAAUAAUCAAUGAGGUAACAGGAGGAGUGCCUCGAUUAUCAUCAGAAGAACCAGAAGCCGAAGGAGAAAAAGAAGAAGAUCCUUCGCUAACAACAACAACCAAAGAAGAAGAUCCUUCACUAACAGCAACAACCACCAUAUCCACCAGGGUCAAGACCAGGAAAAGGAAGAAGAGGCAACCCUCUCGGAUAUCAUCCAGCACAAGAUCCCGUAGGAGUGCUGCCCUUCUCAGGCGGAAAACCACACUCUGAGAGCUUGUCUCUGUAUAGCCCCCAAGGUCAUGCCUCAUCAGAGCCUCUAUUACCAUAUGAUCUUCUUAGGUAAGGUGGUGAAAAUGUAUAAUUUUUUUUUUAUGUGCAUUCUUAUCUUACUUGCGCUCCAAAGAAUUGUGAACCCACUAGGUUUUCAGAGGCCAAUAGGACCUUUUUUGCUUAUUCUUCUUUUCGUAGGCUCU
Molecule: messenger RNA, 1999 nt
Organism: Tarenaya hassleriana
Lineage: Eukaryota; Viridiplantae; Streptophyta; Magnoliopsida; Brassicales; Cleomaceae
Exons: 6
Coding region: 495-1796 (433 amino acids)
Source: RefSeq, a predicted model, not a curated record